Messenger RNA from Rhagoletis zephyria (snowberry fruit fly), 2547 nucleotides. NCBI's taxonomy places the organism in Eukaryota, Metazoa, Arthropoda, Insecta, Diptera, Tephritidae. The record is from RefSeq and is a predicted model, not a curated record.
AUGACGCUAAAACUCGCACUUUUUGUGGGCUUUGCUGUUUGUGGUGUCUUUGCCGCUCCUGGCGAGCAUCGUUUGGACUGUGAGCUCACUGAGCAAUCAAUAAAUGAGCAAGAAUGUCGCAAAAAAGAGUGCCUUUGGACGCCGUCCACUGUAGGGUCGCACAUUCCGUGGUGCUACUUGGACACUAGUAAAGUCGGAUAUCAUCUGAAAGGAUCAGUAAUUCAUCAAACGAGCGGCCUGGAAGCCAUUCUUGAAGUGAACCCUGAAGCGCACAAGUCAGUGCCAUUUGCGCAAGUUGAAAACUUGAAACUUGAAGUCCACUACUUGUCAGAGAGCAUUCUCAGAGUGCGAAUCACCGAUCCAAAGAAUAAACGAUACGAGGUGCCCAUUCAACAUGAGCUGAACAUUCCAAACACUAAUCCAAAAGUGACCAAAUACGACGUCUCUUUGACGGAAAAGUUCAAUUUGGUUGUCAGCCGAAAGGGCACCGGCACAAAGAUCAUCGAUACUUCAAUCGGAGGUCUAAUCUAUGGAGACAACUUUAUUCAGUUUGUCACUCAUGUGGCAACGGAAGACGUCUACGGAAUUGGAGAAAACUACCAAACUGAGUUUAAGCACAACUUCGACUACAAGACAUAUCCUCUAUUUGCUCGAGAUCGGCCUAUGGGAGAGAAAGAGCGCAACAACUAUGGAGUUCAUCCGUACUACCAUGUCAUUGAAAAUGAUGGCAAGGCACACGGUGUCCUUCUUUUGAACAGUAACGCCAUGGCCUAUACGAUGCUGCCAACACCUGCGAUUGCUAUUAAAACUCUGGGUGGCAUCAUUGAUCUCUUUGUAUUUGUGGGCGACAGCCCGGAGCAAGUGACUCAGCUGUACACUUCCGUCAUUGGAAAGCCGGUUAUGCCGCCUUUCUGGGGCUUAGGAUUUCAACUUUGCCGAUACGGUUACAAAAAUUUGGAUCAAGUGAAAAAUGUUGUCAAGCGAAAUCUUGAGCAUAACGUUCCAAUUGACGUGAAAUAUCUUGACAUUGACUACAUGGAUGAACGCCGUGAUUUCACCUAUGAUCCCGUCAACUUUAUUGGACUGCCUGAAUACAUCAAAGAGACUAAAGAGAAGAACAACUUUCGCUGGACGCUAAUCCUUGAUCCAGCCAUUGAAGGCGACAAGCCAGGGUACCGUGCAUUUGAUGAAGGCUACAAAAAGGACGUCUUUAUCAAGUGGCCAGAAUCGGUGCCGGCAUCACAGCGGACGAAACCUGGAAAUGCUCCAACUGAUAAGGGAGUCUUGUACGGCCAUGUGUGGCCUAAUGGUCCAGCAGCUUUUCCCGAUUUUUUCAAGAACGCUACCAAACAGUGGUGGGUAGAAAUGCACAAGGAGUUUCACAAAACACUUCCCUUUGACGCCAUUUGGAUUGAUAUGAAUGAGCCGUCCAACUUUGCUGCCAGCAAUAUCCUCCAGUGCCCCAAAAAUAGUUUGGCAAACUCUGUUCCAAGCCUUAACUUCAAAGAUAGCCUGGAAGCGGCGACACUCUGCAUGAUUGGCGUUCAAGGAGAACACGGUGAAUACCGACACUACGAUACGGGUGCUGACAUCUGCGGUUUCAUCGGCAACACUUCGCCAGAGCUUUGCCGUCGCUGGCUUCAACUUGGAGCCUAUUAUCCGUUUAGCCGCUCCCACAAUGCAAUGGGAAGUGAUGACCAAGAUCCAGGAUAUUACGUUGAGAAGGGAUACCCCGAGGUUACGAAGGCAGCCGUUGACUCACUGAGAACUCGAUACCAACUGCUGCACUACCUCUACACCAGCUUUUACCACUCCCACGCACAUGGAUCCACACUGGUGCGACCAUUCGCUCACGAGUUUCCCCAUGACCCGGCAGCUCGCCAGAUUGGCGACCGAUUCUUCCUUGGCUCAUCGAUUCUCGUCAACCCAUUCCUCUAUGAGCAUCAAACUAGCGUCAAGGCGUACAUUCCGAAAAACACUCAGUGGUACAAGCUUUCAGGCGAUUUCGUCACCAAAGUAGCGCCAACAACUGAGGUUGAAUUCACCGACAAAGAAUCGUCUGCUCCGCUUCUCUUCAAAGCAGAGUCCAUUCUGCCAGUGGUGGCCGAACACGCUCUGCCAAAACCCCUGAACAGCGCCAACCUUCGCAAGGUGCCCAUCGAGCUGUGGGUGCUGCCCAGUUCGACGGCAAUGGCCCACGGCACACUUUUCUAUGAUGACGGAGAAAGCAUUGACACCGUGAAGAGCGGCCACUACAACUACUACGAGUUCACUCUGCACCAGUGCCAGCUGACCAUCAAGGCACCCCACCGAGGAUUCCACACUCCGGCUGGCUCUGUGGACAUCCUCAAGGUGAGCGCCAUCAACAUUGCCGUGCCCAAUCCCAAGCACCAGACGUUCAAUGUGACCAUUGAUGGCGUCCAGGCGAAGCACAGCAUGGCCAAUCACAAGCUGACAAUUGAAACCAAUCUUGAUCUGCUCAAGAUGACCAAAGACGUCACCGUCAACAUAUCCGAUGGCACGCACACUUGCUUUAUUCUACAUUAG